Molecule: messenger RNA, 1351 nt
Organism: Salvia hispanica
Lineage: Eukaryota; Viridiplantae; Streptophyta; Magnoliopsida; Lamiales; Lamiaceae
Cellular component (GO): U5 snRNP
Source: RefSeq, a predicted model, not a curated record
CAUUUUAAAUUAUUCCAUCUUAUUUUUACACACACUCACACACACACAAAACACACGUCGCAACACGCGCUCCGAUUCGUGCAAUGGCGGAAGAAGGAUCAUCGCGCGGCGGCCUGAAGCGCUCCUUCGUCGAAGACGAUGAAUCAAGCAAACCUCCUGCGGAGAAGAGGGUGAGGUUUCCUAAAGGGAAGAAGGUGAAGCAGGGGGAUCAUGUUGCAGGUGCUGCACCGGGAGACGAUGCUCCAGUUGCGAAGGAUCCUAGCGUUGCUGCCAGAAAUCGUGCCGUGAGAAGGAGUAAGUUUCAGAAAGUGCUUAGUGAAGAGUAUGCUGAUGCUGAAACCUUUGGUUUUGCAACUGAUGUGAGGAAAGCAGAAUUCAAGUACCAGGACACUGAGGAAUUUAUUGAUGAAGGCGUCCCAUUAGAACCUUUUAAUCUCGAACAAGAGAGAGAAGAGGGCUACUUUGAUGAUAAUGGAAAUUACGUUGAAUACAUGAAUAAGCAAAUUAAGGAUGCCUGGCUUGAUGGUGUGGAUUUGUGUGAAAAGUAUGUUGAAAAGAGCUCUACGCCCAUGAAUAAUGAUGAGAAACCUCAUGACCUAUCAACCGAAGAGCUUGCAGUAAUUAAUCGGCGGAUUGCAGAUGCUCUUGAACCUGGAGAAACAGUUUUGCGUGCUUUGAGGAGAUUAAAGGGUUCAACUGAUAAGAGGCAAAAGAUGUCUGCAGAAACCAAAAAUCUGUUUGACCAGCUAACUGAAGAUGCCAUGAAACUGAUGGAGAAUGGCGAUUAUAAUGUCUAUGAUGAAAAGCAGGAACAUUUUGAGCGUGAAGCAGAGGGUUAUGAGAAAUUAGUCAAUGCUAGAAAGCAUGGUCUCCCAGAAGGUCUGGGCAAAGAGACAUCUGAAGACAUGUUUGAUAUGUUUGGAGACGAUGAAGGGAAGGCUGCGGAUACUCCCGCCACUACUGGGAAUGGGUCGUUUUCAUCCCAGGCCGUUGAGGGUGGAGAGAUGCAAAAUGACUAUGUAUAUGAUGAUUCUACUGGAUAUUACUACAACAGCAAUUUGGGCUACUAUUAUGAUCCAUCCACGGGAUUGUAUGGCUGUGCAGCAACUGGGAAAUGGUAUUCUUAUAACGAAGAAUCAGGGGCGUACGAUGAAAUUCAACAGGAUGUGGAUGCGAAUGCUGCCGGGAUGAGUUGAAGAGACGGAUUGGAUAAUGCACAAUAUGGAGGAUUUAGUGAUGUUAAUUUACAAUCUGAUCCUGUGUUAUAUAAUUUGUGAGCUCUUGGAUUUAGUGAUUAUUAACUUACAAUCUGACAACUCUUUUAUGUGAAUGGGGGAUAAAGUAGUUUGAA